Molecule: messenger RNA, 1014 nt
Organism: Camelina sativa (false flax)
Lineage: Eukaryota; Viridiplantae; Streptophyta; Magnoliopsida; Brassicales; Brassicaceae
Source: RefSeq, a predicted model, not a curated record
AUGGUAUAUGAGGAUUACAGGCUGGAUAACAAGGUAUUUGAUGUUGUGUUGAGUUACAAGAUCUCGAAGAGGUUUUUGCAGGAUUUACCCGCUGAUACACCACCAGUUAUUAUUGAUAAUUCUCGUCAGUUACACACUUUUCUGGGACAAUUGAAAAGGGAUACAAGUCGUCUUUGUGUUGAAGUGAAGAAGAAAAUACGUACUGAUUCGAAUCAGAAAGCACAUACAUGUUCAGUAACAGAGCGCUCUAUGCGUGCCCGACAAGCAGAUCAUAAUAUUCUAGGAGAGUUGUACAAAGAUUUUGUUGGUGGAGUUGGUCCCAAGAUGGAUUAUUGGAAGGCAUAUCGAACACUAAGGCAUGCUCGCGAGUUGGUCAGGGGUAGUCCAGAGAGUGGUUAUGAGCAGCUUCCUACAUAUUUGUAUAUGAGAAAAAGGGCAAAUCCUGGAAAUUUUACACAGCUUGAAGUUGAUGAAGCUCAAAGAUUUAAGUACUGUUUUCUAGGAUUUGGUGCAAUCAUACAAGGAUUUCCAUUCUUGAGGAAAGUGGUUGUUGUGGAUGGUACUUUUUUACAAAGAAAAUACUUAGGGACACUUCUGACAUCAACAGCUCAAGAUGGCAAUUUUCAGAUUUUUCCAAUUGCUUUCACCGUGGUUGAUACGGAGAAUGAUGAAUCAUGGGAAUGGUUUUUCAAGCAACUCAGCUGUGUGAUACCAGAUGAUGAAAGCCUUUCCAUUAUUUCUGAUAUGCAUCAAUCAAUUGGGAAAGCUAUUAAAAAGGUCUAUCCGAAGUCUAGUCGGGGAAUAUGUACAUACCAUAUAUACAAGAAUAUUUUGGUCCGGUUUAAAGGUCGAGCAGAAUUUGCUUUGGUUAAAAAGGCGGCAAAUUCUUGUAGACUUAUCGACUUUCAAACCACAUUUGAUCAGAUAGAAGCCAUGAAUCCAGCACUACAUGAGUACCUCGUAAGGGCUGAUGUGCAUAUGUGGACUCGUGUACAUUUCCCGGGUGAUAGGUGA